Molecule: messenger RNA, 1132 nt
Organism: Numida meleagris (helmeted guineafowl)
Lineage: Eukaryota; Metazoa; Chordata; Aves; Galliformes; Numididae
Product: maestro heat-like repeat-containing protein family member 2B
Exons: 11
Coding region: 1-1101 (366 amino acids)
Cellular component (GO): cytoplasm
Source: RefSeq, a predicted model, not a curated record
AUGUCGCUAUAUGCCCUUAUAAAAAGCCCCUCCCCAGCUGUGGGAGACUCCGGCCGCUUUAACCCGUCCUUGAAGGGCAAGCUGCUGGAGAUCCUGCUGGACUUGCUGAGGGAGUAUUCCUUGGGCACCCCUGUAUCCCCAGUGCCCCUCCACGUGGUUCUGGCCCUGGAGCAGUUGAGCAAGCUGAAGCCCUCUUUCGGAAGCGAGGGCGUGUACGAGACGCUGACUCUGUGCUGGAAGGCUAUCGUGACGCACCCUUCAGCGGAGCUGAUGCUGAAGAUCAGGAAGUCGCAGCAAGCGGCUCGGUACCUGCAGCUUCAGCAAACAUCUGUGAGCGCUCUGGGCCGGCUCAUGGCAGUCCUGCUGGAGACAGAGCAGAGCCGUGGCUUGUUCCAGAACGUAGUCCAUGUCCUGCGGAGGUCAGUCGCCUCAGACAAUGCGUGGGAGCGCAAGAGGGCCCUGCAGGUGUGCUCCCAGCUGCUGGCUGCUUGUGAAGAGCUUCGAACAGGAGAUGCCUGCAAGCACUUUGGCUCCUUGGUGGGAUUGCUGGCGCCUCUGACCUGUGACCCCAUGCCCACGUCCCGCCAGUUGGCCGUCACCUGCCUGAGCUCCCUUCUCCGAAUCCAAGCCAAGGCGACCAACGCGCUCAUCAAGACGGGAGACAUCGGGAGCCUGCGUGAGGGGCUGAAUGCCGGCAGCACCGUCUCUCAGCUCCAGACCUCGUCCAAAAUCGCGAGGGUCUGUUGCAGCAGCUUCCCCCUGGAGCGCAGCGUGGACUUCAUGACCGCCAUCAGGGAGACCUUGCGGGAAGCCAAAGGGAUGCGUGCGCGUGCUGCUGGGAAGUGGAUGAUCACCUUUCUGCAGAUGCACGGGAAGGACAUCCACUGGGAGGUGCCAUCGAUCCUCCACAUCCUGCGCAGCUGCAUGCGCUCCAUGCAGCAGACCAUGCUCCUGCCCAUCCUGUGCCAGGCGGCGGUCAUCCUCACACGCUGUCACGCAGAGCUCGCGCUUGACAACAACUUCUGGCUGCUUGAGCCCACAGACAGUGACACGUGGAGGAGAAGAAUUCAAGCAUUUUAUCUGCGAGAGGGGAGCCACUAGAGGAAUGAAAAGAACUGGGAAGCCGAGUGAA